UAAUUGACAAAACGAUGCGAGCCCGCUGGAACUUGGAAACUUGAAACUUCGAUUCAGCGAGCGAGCGCAACCUCUCUGAUCUCUCUCUUCUUCCAUUCUUCGUUCAAUUCUCAGCACAACAGAAGAAGAAGAAGAAGAAGAAGAAGAAGCUCGAGAAGAAGAAGAAAAUGGUGUCAUCUCAGGUGGUAAACACAUACCCUCUUUCCAGCUACACCUUCGGUACCAAGGAGCCCAAGAUGGAGAAAGACACCUCCGUCGCCGAUCGUCUCGCUCGCAUGAAAGUCAACUAUAUGAAGGAAGGAAUGAGGACCAGCGUUGAAGGAAUUUUACUGGUCCAAGAACAUAAUCAUCCUCAUAUACUUCUCCUGCAAAUUGGAAACACAUUUUGCAAACUCCCUGGUGGUCGUCUCAAGCCAGGAGAGAAUGAAAUUGAGGGCUUGAAGAGAAAGUUGACCAGCAAGCUUGGUGCUAAUUCACCGGCUCUUGUGCCUGACUGGCAGAUUGGUGAAUGUGUUGCAAUCUGGUGGAGGCCAAAUUUUGAAACCAUAAUGUACCCAUACUGCCCUCCUCAUAUAACAAAACCCAAGGAGUGCAAGAAGCUCUUCCUUGUUCACUUGUCUGAGAGGGAAUACUUUGCCGUGCCCAAAAACUUGAAACUGCUUGCUGUUCCAUUGUUUGAACUCUAUGACAAUGUUCAGAGAUACGGGCCAGUUAUAUCCACCAUUCCUCAGCAGCUUUCCAGAUUCCAGUUUAAAAUGAUCACUAAUUGAACGUAAUUUCAAUUAGUUUCUUCCUUUUGUUAUCUUAAGAACUAGGAUUGAGUUAGUACCUGAUUAUCAUUGCAUUAGACUGGCUAGAGAACUGAGUCUUUUUAAGAGAGAUUUAUUUGAUAGAGUAGUUACCUUUUUAAAUAGAGUAGUUACAUGAUUAUUAUUUGUUAUUUUCGUGGUCUAUUUUUUAACGGAUUUGUAUCCUGCUUGUCAAGCUUGAGUUAUGCCCCCUAA
Lotus japonicus is the source of this 1004-nucleotide messenger RNA. RefSeq names its product pre-mRNA cleavage factor Im 25 kDa subunit 2. The transcript has 7 exons. Gene Ontology annotation, molecular function: mRNA binding. NCBI's taxonomy places the organism in Eukaryota, Viridiplantae, Streptophyta, Magnoliopsida, Fabales, Fabaceae. The record is from RefSeq and is a predicted model, not a curated record. Gene Ontology annotation, cellular component: mRNA cleavage factor complex. The coding region runs from base 168 to 770 and encodes 200 amino acids.